AUGUCAAUUCCUCCUCCUUCAUCUUUAACGCCUUCUCCAAGGGAAAGCAAGUCAAGUUUCAUAUACAAAUCGUAUGCCGAUGGGUUCUUUUCAAUUGCAAUUGAGUUAUUGAAUAAAGUCAAGAAAUCAAAUGCUUUACCUAACGAUAUUUCGUCUUUUAAGAGAAGACUUAGAGAAUUGCAUGAAACAUGCGAAAAAAUUGAUACUAACGUUGCAUCCAAGAUCGCAGAUGUCGAAAUUCCAAAACUUGCACAAUCAGCGAAUGAUUUAUGGGGAAAAACUAAAAUAGAGUUGAAAUCAAUGACACAAAUGCCAUUAAGAGUCGAAUUCAUAUCAGCACAAAACACAGAAUUGAUCAGAAUUGGCAAAAAAGCUCUUACAAUUAUUGAAUUAAAAGAAAAGUCAACAAUUUUAUCAGCAGAACUAUUUAGAGCUAUUUCAAACAUCGUGAAUGGCUUUCUCACAAUGUUUUUAUCUAUUUUAACACCAGGAAGAAUUGAUACGACUCAAAUUAAAUCUGUGAUCGAUAAUAUUUCACAAUUAAUAAAAGAUCUACCAAUAAAGUUUACAGCAUUCUGUUUCGAAGAGAAAACUUCAACAAAAACAGAAUUUUACACUUAUUUAACAAGAUAUCUGAAAAAGAUAAAUUCAAGAACCCAACAACUCUUAGAAGUUGGUAGUGACCCAGCCGAAGUAUAUCCGUACAUCCAUAGCUUAGAUAAAUUCUUUUCUCAGUUAAUGUCAGAUUUCAAGGUCGAAACCUUCUUCAAAGUCGAUCCUGAAGAGUUAAUUAAGACGUCCUUACGAUAUAUGGAUAAAGAACUUUAUCCUGCCUUAGGAUCUAAGAAGUUUUCAACAGACGUCCAAUCAAUGAUCUCUGGAAGCACAGUUGUUAAAGUUCCUAAUGACGGAAGCACUAUUCCAUGGUAUGUCGAUCCUAUUUUCAUAGAAUUGAAGCGAUUGAACUCAGAAUUGGAAGAAUUAGCUGAUAUGAGACUGACAAGACACGACGCAUUAGUUUCAUCGAAAGACCAACUUAAUGCAGAGGAAGUAGCUUCUCCUAAGAAGAAUGAAAUGAAUGUACAUCGUCAAUACGGAAUUAAAAACGUUAUUGAAGAAACAAUUUCGGCUUUGAAGCUACAGAUCGAAGAAACAAAGACUAGAACUGAUGAUUUCAAGUCAAAGUCUUUAAAUCCUUUAUCAGAAUUCCAAACAAAGUCGAAUAAUCAAAUAAUUCCUUCAGUUUUAGAUUAUUCGAUAAAAGAAGGCCAAAAACUUGAAUCAUCAAGACAGUCAAUGGUUGAAGCUCUCGAAGUUCGUCAUAACGCCGUUUUAGACGAAAUUGACAGAUAUCUCGGAUUAAUUGACACAGAAUCUAAUUCUGUCAAUGGAUUCAGACAGAAAGUCAAACAGCUUCAAAGGGAAAUCGAUCACGCGAGACAAGUCCUUGAUUCCGCAAUUGGAGAUAAUGAUCCACUUAAAUCUAAAAUUGAAGAUCUAUCCAAUGAAAAAGAUGCAUUGUCGCAAAGAGCUCUUGAUUUAGAUGCAGAAAAUUCGGCAAUUGAAGCUGAAAUCUCUCAAUUAAAGAAAGAAAUCGCAAAAACACAAGUUGAUGAUGCAAAUUUCACUGCUGAUUGCAAAGAAAUUGCUGAUGGACUCAGAAAGACCAUUAAAGAACUUUCUGAUCCUUUGGAAAGUCUCAAAAAAGAAUUGGAACAAAUCCGGCAAAAAUACAAAGAAUCAAAAGAAUUAUUACCUAAAUUAGAGGAUAGAAGAGAGUUCUUGGCUGAAGAAGUCUACGGAUAUAGAAUAAGACUUACUCGCGUCAAAGCUAGAUGGGAUUCAUCGAGAUUACUCGCUUUAAGUGAAAAACUUUCGCAUUUAUAA
This is a messenger RNA of Trichomonas vaginalis G3, 1887 nucleotides long. RefSeq lists its product as uncharacterized. The transcript has a single exon. Lineage: Eukaryota; Parabasalia; Trichomonadida; Trichomonadidae. Gene Ontology annotation, cellular component: COG complex. Bases 1 to 1887 code for a protein of 628 amino acids. The record is from RefSeq and is a predicted model, not a curated record.